Molecule: messenger RNA, 1773 nt
Organism: Linderina pennispora
Lineage: Eukaryota; Fungi; Kickxellomycota; Kickxellomycetes; Kickxellales; Kickxellaceae
Exons: 3
Coding region: 126-1727 (533 amino acids)
Source: RefSeq, a predicted model, not a curated record
AUACAAUCCAUGCACCUUGCCUAGGCCAUUUGCCAUUCUAAAGCAGCAGCAGCUCUUCUUUGCAGUACUCAACGUCAUCUACUGUCUCAUUUUUCUCAGCAUACGCGCGCACGCAGCGAUGGAUAAUGGAUACUCUCCUACCAAGCAUAAUUGAGAACAUAAUCCUAUACCUGGCGCGGCUGCCACGCCUGUGCGACGACUUUACAGACUAUGCAGUAAAUCUCUGGCCACAGGCGACCCUACGACCGCUGCUGGCGGUAAACCGGCAUUGGAGACAUGUCGCCUGCAUGCACUACUACCAGGCAGCGACGCUGGUGGUGAUGAGCUCGUGUCUUGAUCUCUGGCGAUUCCAGCUGGCUGCUAGUCUGCUGGACAUUACCCGGCUCGGGUGCCAGAGAUAUGUACGGAGGAUUCAUUUCCUAUUCCGCAUAGACGAUGUAGCGUUCAACGGGUUUAGCGAGAUGGUGCGGCAGUACUUGGGCCAGGCUGGAAAUCUUCUGGGUGUGCGGGAAGUCCGGUUUACAUGCAUGUGCCCGCCUGGGUACCGGAUACCGGAGCCCGGGCAGCCACGCCUGUGUAUUAAUGGCCUGUCCCAGGUUAUUCGGAAGAUGCUGCCGAACACACGGCGCACGACGAUUCUAUUCGACAACUUUUGCGAGAUGAGCCGCCCGCUGCACACAGGCCUAGACGACGCCGUGCGGUGCAUGCUCGCGGCUGUCAAUUCACCCAUAUCGCUUACAGUUGGCUUCACCGAAAAGUACCGCGCGUAUUUUGUGUCGCCGGCAAUGCUUGGGAUAAAACACCUGCACAUUCACCGGCGAGCGGCGGGCCGCAGUAUGACGCAAAUAGCCAAGCGGAAUUCCGAGACUCUUGAGUCGCUGACUCUUGACCACAUCCCGGCAAGCAACAUGGCCAGCAUUUUCGCUGGGCGCAAGGGCAGGCAGGUCAUCUACCCACAGUUGAGGAAGCUGACGGUUAACCGGCGCGAAGCCAUGAGCUGGCAUAGGUGCAAGCUGCAGUUGCUACUGAACCCAACGCCGAUGCUGACCGAGCUGCACUGCAACGGCCAGUUCCCAUUCGACAGCGUACAGUUGAUUACGUGGAACCGGCAGCAGCUGCAGGCACUGUCGCUAGACCUGGACGUCAAACUGAUGAAGCAACUGUACAAGACAGGCGAUUUUUACGCGGAGGCCUUCCCAAAGCUCAAGGCGCUGAGUCUGGGCUGGAAUCCAACCAACGUCCAUCCUCGAGCAGCGGGCCAAAUCCAUCAUAUUUGCAAUGCUUACGUGGAGACGUCUAUUGCCCUGGGCCGGGUGUACCUGGAAAUCUUCCAGGACGUGUGCAUGGACUCUAUCGUGUAUAUUGAUAUGCGAGCAAUCAGCAUCACAUGCUUGCAAGCGGUGCGCAUGUUUGGGCGUCUGCGCCGGCUUAGCCGUGCCCACUUCUCACUUACCAGCUGCCGCCAAGACGGUCGCUGGCGCAUGAUGACUGCAGGCGAGCUGUGCUAUUACAAAAGCAACCGGGAAGAGUCCUCGAGCGUGCGGUCUCUUUUGUCCCCGCACACUGUGCUGGCAUUUGCGCUUGCGCUGCCGUCUUUGAGGUUCAUUAUCGCGCCGAUGCGGUCGCGCGACAUCGACAUCGACAUGCUGAUUGCGCAGACCCGGCAAGGCAGUCUGUUCUGCGACGAGCCGCAGGUGAACAGCGUCAAGCUGCUCAACAUGUACUAAUGCAUUUCGAUUUAAUAGUAGUAAUGUUUGUAAUUCUAAUUCUUUG